CACCCUUAGAGACAUCUGUCUUCCUAUAGCGGCGGUUUCGAGCUCCUCAAAUGGCUUCUUUCUUCGUCCUCUUCUGUCUCUCCUUUGCCCUCGUCGUCCCUUCUUCCCUCUGCGUUGCCCGGCCGGCGACGUGGACGGGAGGAAUAACGGAGGUCCCUCGGAUAGACACCAACGUCGAGGUUCAGGAGCUGGGGAGGUUCUCGGUGGAGGAGCACAACCGGAGGGAGCACGCCCACCUGUCUUUCCAGCGAGUGGUGGAGGCGCAGAGGCAGGUGGUGUCCGGGGUGAAAUACUACCUCAGGAUCGAGGCGGAGGAAGGCGGGGCCCCGAGGCUGUUCAACGCCGCUGUGGUGGUGAAGGCGUGGCUGAGGUCCGUGGAGCUCGUUUCAUUCGAGUCCUCCUCUUAAAAUGGGCGGUCCCAUCUUCUUCUGCUUUUCCUCUUUUUUUCGUUUUUUCUUUUCGGGAAUCAGUGAAGGAUGAGGGAGGAGUUCUAGGUGAGGUAGAGAGAGGAGUAAAUAAUGGAGGUAUGCAGGAGAUUUUGAGGUCAUCCUGCAUAGAAAUAAGUCAUUCAAUCGGGAUCCUUUUCAGGGGUUGAGGUCGUAGGCACCAGUAAAGCCAUGGAAGUCUCGGGACAAAGAUGGAUGGGAGUCCAUGAGUUUCUCGCUUGUAGAUCUCCUUUUCCUUUUAGUUUUUCAUAUGGGAAAGAAGUUUUGACAGCAUCAACCUUGCUUGCUUAGUUUGU
Messenger RNA from Nymphaea colorata (pocket water lily), 742 nucleotides. RefSeq names its product cysteine proteinase inhibitor 4-like. The transcript has a single exon. The record is from RefSeq and is a predicted model, not a curated record. Bases 51 to 407 code for a protein of 118 amino acids. Gene Ontology annotation, molecular function: cysteine-type endopeptidase inhibitor activity. NCBI's taxonomy places the organism in Eukaryota, Viridiplantae, Streptophyta, Magnoliopsida, Nymphaeales, Nymphaeaceae.